GGUGCCCGUAUCGAUGAACCAACGAGCGGCCUUUUGCUGCCGAUAGUGGGAACAAUAAAUACUAUGUUGGCGGGGCGAGCGGCGUCCGUUAUUUCCGCUGUUAGUAGCCGGCGACGACGCCAACGAUCAUCCGUCUUCUCGAAUUUUCGCUGUCGAUAGACCUGAUCAGAUAAAAUGACUUCUUACAAAGUCACGUACUUCCCGGUGAAGGCAUUGGCUGAGCCCAUCCGAUUCCUCUUCAGCUAUGCAGGAGUGGACUUCGUCGAUGACCGCUUCGACCGCGAAAAUUGGCCGAACCUGAAAUCUCAAAUGCCGUUCGGCCAAGUGCCGGUUCUCGAGGUGGACGGAAAGAAGAUUCAUCAAUCCGUUGCUAUUUCUCGCUAUCUGGCUAAACAAUUUGGUCUUGCCGGCAAGGACGAUUGGGAAGCCCUUCAAAUCGACGCUGCAGUCGACACCAUCCAUGACUUGAGAGCCAAACUCGGAGCUUAUCACUACGAGACCAACACCGAAGUGCGAGACGCCAAGUACGAAGUCCUCGUUAAGGAAACCCUUCCUUAUUACCUGGAGCGUUUGGACGCACAGGUGGAGAAGAACGGAGGGUACCUGGUUGGAGGGAAACUGACCUGGGCUGAUCUCACCUUCGUCGCUCUUCUGGACUAUCUGAAUUUCAUGGCAAAGUUCGAUCUCGUCGAGAAAUACGAAAACUUGAAACAGCUGAGAGAUAAGGUCUUGGCUGAGCCGAAGAUCAAGGCCUGGGUCGACAAGCGCCCAGCCUCCGAGUGCUGAACCUGGACGCGUCUUCUCAUCCUGGCGCCGUCGCCAACGCUUUCGGAUUUACCGAAUCGUUGAAAGUUUCGACAUUUCUAAGAGAGAAAUAGCUGUAGGCCCGCAACCCUAUCUGUGCCAGGAAAAUGCGAAAAGGAAGUCUCUUCGCAAGGAGAAUCGCAAUUUACCGAAAAGAAGUUCCUGCUAUCAGCGUCCUUUUCCCUCGCUACCGCUUUCAGCUUGUCACAGAUAAAAGUAUUGUUCGUUAAACAAUUAAGGAGAAUAGAGUUCGAUGAUGCUGCGCGUGGUGUAUUUCGUAUUCAAAUAAAUACUUCAUUUUACUAUA
Molecule: messenger RNA, 1111 nt
Organism: Orussus abietinus
Lineage: Eukaryota; Metazoa; Arthropoda; Insecta; Hymenoptera; Orussidae
Product: glutathione S-transferase
Exons: 4
Coding region: 175-786 (203 amino acids)
Biological process (GO): glutathione metabolic process
Molecular function (GO): glutathione transferase activity
Source: RefSeq, a predicted model, not a curated record